GCACCGCAUGCUCCCCUCUCCUUCCUAUUUCCGCGUUGUGGGCAAACCUCGUAACGUUCUCAAUCGUCUCCUCCGUCCCAUCUAGGGCUUGGCAGAAUUGCCCCCGAACGUCAGAAUCGUGGGAUUGGGACUCGGAGCUCAUGGAGUGGUAGUGUGGGUGCACGUGAGCAAGGAGCUGAAGCGCGUCAGGAUUAGCGCUCCCGUGUGCAGGUGAAAUUUGGCCGGGGUGAAAUUUUUAAUAUAGUAUCGGUAAAUCGUGCCUGUGAAUUGUGGACCUCAUUGUGUCAUUGAAUCUUCGUAGGAGAAGCUGGCACUGCAUAUGUUUAUUGAGAUUUUUUGAAAUUUCAUAUGUGCUGCAGCCAACUUCAGGCAUCAUGUCCACCGCAGUGGAGUUGAUUACAUCUUCGUUAGCAUUACGACAACCUCCAAUGAAUUUGCGAAGCACAGAGUCAUUUAAGGGGUUAGGAAAAGUCCGAUUACAGAAGUAUUGGAUGAGAGUAAAGCGGCAGCCGUUAGAUAAAUUGAAUAGAAUGUUGGUUAUAUCAGGAACGUCUGAGGAUAAGGAAUCAGACGGUCCUAUCCCUUAUCUUGCAAGGAAAGGAGCUAAGUUGUUUGCUAAAGAAUCCAUAGGUGCGGAACAUGGUGAGGGAUUUGCAACCUUUAGAGCAACUGGGCCUCUUCAUGUGGAUGUAGACUUUCUGAAUGAUCGAAUGCGAGAGCGAGGUUUGCAGCGGAUUAGGUAUGCCAUGAAACCAGACGAAGCAUUCGGAUUGAUUUUCUCAUGGGACAACGUGCUAUUGAACACACAUGUACUGCGGCUGGGGGCUUGGAGUCGUCUCGCAGCUGAAGAAAACAUGCCUUUGCCCUCAUGCCCGGAGAAGCAAAGAAAAUUGCUUUACAUGGAUAUUAACCAGGCUUUGCGUACAAUUUUAGGCUGGGGAGAAGAAAUUAAUGAUGAUAAAGUUGUUCGGCUGACAAAACGAUUAGCAACUUUGUAUUCUGAGGAAUUAGGAUUAGUGGAAGCCCCAAUGGAGGGUCUCAGGACAUGGUUAGGCGCAUUGUCCAAUGCUGGGGUACCCUGUGCUAUUACCUCUUCCAUGGAUAGAAUAAGUCUUCUUGCAGUUCUGCAAAGGCUGAAGCUACUGAAGUACUUUAAAGCUUUUGUGACAGAGGAGGAUGGGAUGGAGUCUAUUGCACAUAUGUUUCUCUCUGCAGCCGUAAAGCUUGAUCGUCCCCCUUCUAAAUGCGUUGUCUUUGAAGAUGACCCUCGUGGCGUGGCUGCAGCUCACAACUGUACCAUGAAAGCGGUCGCCCUUAUUGGUUCACAUCCUGCGUAUGAAUUGACUCAAGCAGAUUUGGCUGUCAGCAGAUUUGCUGACCUGUCAGUGAUGAACUUGCGGCGGUUAUUUGCGAAUAAGGGAGCCGAAUUUAUGGACUUGCAAAAGCAGGCUGAACCGAAACAACCAGCUAAAAGGAGGCUUAGGAAUGAUACUUGGUUUUGAUUCUUCUCAUUCAAUGAAUCAGGCCUAGUGGUGUAUAUAGUAACUCCUGUAACUUUCAAUGUUUAUUUCUGUUUAAUUCCUGUAGAAUACUUCAAAAAUUAUGUAUGAUUUAGAAAUCCUCUCAGGAUGGAGCUCAGGUUUUCUUGUGAAGAUACUCUAGAUUGGAGAUUAAGUACAGUAUCUUGUGUACAAUUGGAUGGUUAAGGAGUUGGCUUCUGUUGCCAUCUGCUUCUAGUACCUAGGCUCACCUUUAUCAGUUCUUCGUCCUUUCUUCAUUACUUGGAACAUCGUGUAAAGUUGAAAGAAAAGUCAAUUCAUCUUCACGAUGGUGUGGAGGCAUUCAGGAACUGGGUUUCACCUCUGCACCAGUUGUCCUCUUACAUUUCCCAGCAA
Messenger RNA from Physcomitrium patens, 1895 nucleotides. NCBI's taxonomy places the organism in Eukaryota, Viridiplantae, Streptophyta, Bryopsida, Funariales, Funariaceae. The record is from RefSeq and is a predicted model, not a curated record.